Messenger RNA from Bactrocera neohumeralis, 1560 nucleotides. RefSeq lists its product as uncharacterized. Bases 845 to 1336 code for a protein of 163 amino acids. The transcript has 6 exons. Lineage: Eukaryota; Metazoa; Arthropoda; Insecta; Diptera; Tephritidae. The record is from RefSeq and is a predicted model, not a curated record.
UAAGUCAGAACCAAUCUCAUUGGCUGACUUAAAAUUAUAUACAUACAUAUGUAUUUAUUUUAUUCCUAACUAGUAAAUAAAUUAACUCGCGCGACCCGCUUAUGUAAGCGAACGGAGCAUUUGUAAUAAGAAAUGUAUACACUCUGAAAUAAUAACAGUUAAUUCAAGUGACAAUUGCGUUUUGUUUAAUGGGCGAUCCCACAUUUUUCGAAAAUUAAAUAAACGUAAGAACAGUUCGGUGAAAUACUUAGGAGCAGUAAAGCAUGCGUCAAAACGUUUUCUUUUUUAACACAAAGAAAAAUUUUAUAACGGGAAAGAAGCCGCUUAAUAUAUACGGACGUGUAACGGUAUCCGAAAAUGCAGUAACAUCAAGUCAGUAGUGCGUUUCGGUAACCCAUUUCGAUCGAUGUUCUCCACUCAAAUUCUCUAUUUGACGUCACUCUCACUCAAUGUGUUUCUGUAAAAUAAUUACUCGAUUCAAUCGAUAGUCAGCUGAUAUGUUCCAUUCCAUUUCAGUAGGAAUGCUCGAUUGAAAGUGUUUCUGUAACCAAAUUGAAUGAAAUACUGUCGAUUGGUUUUCUCACUUCCAUUUGAGGUGAUGACAAAAAAAUUUUUCGUUAAAUUCAAAAUGGAAUUAGUUGAAUUUAAAGCAAAUAGAAGUACGUCGUGACGUGUUACGAAUGGCCAAAAGAGGCGGUUACUGCACUUAAUGCAGCAGCACCGCAGCGUUGGAAGGGGCCAAUUUAUGAAACCAAACGCGAGGAAGAAGCACGAAGAGGUUUGGGCUGCCGUUGCUGAAAAAAGUGUUGGAUAGACUGAAAAUCGGCAGUCAAGAAGCUGCGCAAUGCCCACAGAGCGUUCGCCAGACGAACUGGAAACCUGUCGUUGCAGGACGGUCCAAAACCGUUGGAUGCCAUGGACCGGAAAAUUCUGGAGUUUUUUUUCCAGCGACAUGGUGGACGGUGAUGGGCUCACUCCCGAAAUUGGUUUGUCGACAACAGCUGAAAUGGUCGAUGUUACCAUUGAGGAUGAAGGUGAUGCUACUGCCAACAUUAGGUUGGACGCAAACGCGGACAGUUUGGACAUCUUCGAAGUGGAGGCACUUGAAGAGGUUGCAAUGGGUCAGGUGCUUGAGGUUGUGCCAAACAAACAGCAACCCAAACAGCGCACAAACCAAAGCUGUGUGGAAGAGGCGAGCAGUCUCAUUGAAAAUCACCAUGCGCAGCUGAAAGAGAUUUUGGAGAGACAACACAAAGAGCACAUGGGUGUUUUAAAUGGAAUUCACGAUACUCUGAGAGCUCUGCUGGAAACCAUGACGGGAGCGACUGUUGCAUAAGGAGUAGGCACAGCAAAAUAUUCAUAUUUUCCAAAUAUUAUAUUCAUUGGUUGGGGCCAAGGCUUUGCGUAUGUACACCAAUAGCAGUAGCUGCUUCAAACGGGGUUACAUAGUUGCGCUCCAAUUGUUGUUGCAUUGAAAUCUAUUCCCGGAAGGACAGUAAUGUUCACUACAAUCGACUGUUAUUAUAAUAUAUAUUAUAAAAAAUAAAGAGUUAAACAUAA